AUGGCCGACCGAAAGAGCGCGGAUGAGCUGGAGCGACUUCUCCAAGAGGCUAUCCAACGCGCUGAAGAUGCAGAGAGAGAACGGCAAGACGAACGUCGACGUGCUGAAGAGCAACGGCAACGCGCCGAAGAUGCAGAGAGGGAACGGCAAGAAGAACGACAACGCGCUGAGAAGGAGCGGCAACGCGCUGAUGCAUCAGAGGAACAGACACGACGCACGACAAUCGAAGAAUACAUGACCGCUUGCCAUACGUCCGUCUUCUCUAGAUUCACCAUCGAAACAGAUCCGAAACAGUCUUCAAAGGGCUCCAUCACUAACCCCCGUAACAAAUGGUGUCCCAAAAACCUACAGCCAUGGACCAGUUUUAUCCACGAACAAAGGCUCACCUUUGGCAUACUCAACGAUACAUUCCCGAUCGAUAGCCGCCUUUUCGAGAACCGUGCUUUCUUGGCCGGGCUGGGUGAUAGAGUCUCCCAGCGGCGGAUAGCAGACGAAAAGUCGCUCGAGUACUUCUUACACAACAGCGUGGAGGAUCCAGUCAGAGUCAUCAUACAACAACUCAAGGAGGUUGAAACGGUCACAGCAGCCUUCGAAAUUGGAGAUGGCAUUGUGUUUGAGAAUCAUCCCCAUGCUCUUGGUGACACUGCCGAGGAGGUGGUUGAAAGAGAGACCCCAGCAACGCCUCGGACGCCGGAUCAUGGACGAGAUCUCAACCAACUGCGACCAGAUCAGAUAUGUGUUACCCGAUCUAGCAAUGAAGCCUCCGCACCGAGCACGAUGGUAUAUAUUUCCGAAUACAAGUCACCCUGUAAAUUGACUGCUCAACAUCUGCGGAUCGGCCUCCGCGAGAUGGAUAUUCAUAAGGAAGUGGUGAAUCGCAAGACCAUCCCGACAUCUAUGGACCCGGACGGGCUGUUUCGAUAUCAUGCAGAGAGACUGACUGCGUCUGCCAUCACGCAGACAUAUCACUAUAUGAUUGAGAGCGGUCUUGAAUACGGCAACCUGACCAUCGGCGAAGCUACUGUCUUCCUAAAGAUUGACUGGAAUGAACCUGAAACUCUUCUUUAUCAUCUGGCGGAACCCAAAUACGAAGUGUCGGCGCACCCGGAUAGCUUUCACAUCUGUACGGCUGUCGGCCAAUACCUAGCCUUCACACUGAUGGCACUUGGCUCACCUGGAGAGCAACACGAACAUGGACAGGAGGAACGUCGAAGGGCAAUGAACAACCUGAAGACAUGGGCAGAAGAUUUCGAGACAACAUUACGCUCGAUCCCUGAAAACGAACGAUCAGCAUCAUCGGAGUAUUCACCUGAUUUCCAACCAACCACUUACAACGGAAUCGAGCGAUCGCCGUACCUCUUGCGCAGAAGAAGACGGAGAGCUGCUGAGCCGCAAAUCGACGAAAUAUCAUCGAGAAGGAACGAUAGACGAGAACCCUCGGAUGAUGAGUCGACUAGGCCGCCGGAUACUCCAACCCCAGCAGGACGGAGUACAGGACAAGCGAGUCGGCGGAGCCAACGACUGGCAAACCGGCCCCGUGGAGAUAGUCACCAACAAGGCCGCCAGUAUUGUACUCAAAAAUGCCUUCUCGGUCUGGUACGGGGAGGUUCUCUCGAUCCUAGAUGCCCUAAUAUUGCUCUCCACUGCAGUAACCUCCCUACACAAACAUGUCAUCCCGUCAGUCAUAGCAAAUGGCUUGCACUUCUCCAGGAACAGCUAGAGCGAUCGCUAGACGAAGGAAUCACGCGAUUGAGACAAGGUGGCAGUCGCGGCGUUCUUUUUAAAGUUACUCUACUAGCUUAUGGCUACACGUUUCUCAGCAAGGGCACGGUGCGGGCCUUUGUAAGUGAUCUGACACAUGAGGCUGCGGUAUAUGACCGCUUGAGCCCACUUCAAGGACGCAACGUGCCCGUAUUUCUAGGCGCAAUAGACCUUCGAUCGAUAAACAAGGUCUACUACUACUUCCACCGGGUCUAUGUGGUGCAUAUGACAUUACUGUCCUGGGGCGGAGACGGUCUCAUCGACGCAUGGGAGUCUAGCGACGCACCAAAGAAUCUCGAGAAAAUGGCCGUCGCAUCAUUACGAGCCAUGCAUCAAAAGGGAGUGAUUCAUAGGGAUGGUCGGUUAGAAAACAUGCUAUUUAAUCGGGAAGUCAAUAUGGUUAUGAUGAUUGAUUUUGAGAGGGCAUCACUUGUCCAGCCACCCAGGCUUCCAUUGGCUCAACUAGUGCCAAACAAACGCAAACAGAGGUCAGAAGAAAGAGAAAGCAAGAAAGCGGUCGUGUUGUCCUGCAAUGCGCAUCGAGCCAGCAGCGGGUUCUCAGAGGAUAUUAUUAAUGCGAGGAUGGUGUUCCGGGAUUUGGCAUCGCCGCCGUACGGGAUCGCGAAGUAG
Messenger RNA from Fusarium mangiferae, 2391 nucleotides. RefSeq lists its product as uncharacterized. Gene Ontology annotation, biological process: protein phosphorylation. Gene Ontology annotation, molecular function: protein kinase activity; ATP binding. The transcript has a single exon. The coding region runs from base 1 to 2391 and encodes 796 amino acids. The record is from RefSeq and is a predicted model, not a curated record. Lineage: Eukaryota; Fungi; Ascomycota; Sordariomycetes; Hypocreales; Nectriaceae.